GAGUGCAAGUAUUGAAUAUUCAUCUAAGUUCUUGCAUGCAAACAUGAGAUAAUAAUACGUGCUGCAGCCAAGGAUGACUUGCCGUCAUCAACCAACUUCUCCUCCUCUUCGAUCGGUAUAACUUUAUUUUUAUUUUUAAUUUUAUUACUAGAGAGAAUAGGAUUUGAAACUAUUACAAAAAUUUAAGAAAGAUGAGUGUUUCAAAUCCGAAACGCAUGGGUGGUAUCUGAACACUCUAAACCGUUAUAACUUAUUAUGAUGCAAGAAAAUUAGUCCAAAGCAUAGGUUAGGAUUUGUUUUGCUACGAUCGUUAGCUCUAAAAGCGUGGAUUGGUGGCAAUUAGGAAGAGGUAGGUGUAUUUCGAGCAGAGAUAACCGGCAAGUUGUCCGUGGCUACAUGUCUAUCUCAUGUUUGCAUGUUAGAUCUCUACGAUGAUAAACGAAACGGCGAGGGAAGAGGCCAAGAUUGAUCCAACAUGCCAUGGCUUAAGUAAGUUUUCUCGAUCUGUUUCGCUAAUCCUCGUGCGAUCAGGGUUGUAAUUAUUUAAUUAGUACCAUACUUUGAUUAAAUAAGCUAACUAGCUGACGUGCUUUGUAUUUGUUAUAGCAUUUUCGGUUUGGUGGAUUUGGAUCUAGGACUAGACUUGUUUCUCACACGAUAGAUCUAAGUUAGGCCAGUUAAUUAAGGUAAGGUGAACGUCCCCCUACAUCUAAGUUGGACUCACCCUUCCAACAAGUUAGAAUAAUUUAAAAUACCGCUUUGUCACCAAAAAGAAAAAGAAAUAUACAUGUUUGGAACAUAAGCACCAAACCCACUAAAACAGUGACAACAUUCUCCACAGCAUUUCCAGAUGACUUCAUGAUCCUAGCUCAUUGGCCAUUUUCCUAGUACCUGGACAUGUCACCAGAAUCUCUAGAAACCUAUGUCCCAAGAUUUCAUGGUAUUAUCUGUUCAUUGUUGGAGUUGGAGAAAUGAUCCUCAUGGUUCAGAAUAAUAUAUACACAGCAAGUGCAGCAGGUAAAAAUAAAAUAACAUAUCUUGUAGCCUAUCAGAGGUUUGCACAUGGCAUGCUUAGACAAACAUAGGUUGCACUCCGACAUGCACAUUAGCAUAUAUAAGCAUGCCUUCCCCCGUUUCUCCAGAGCAGAACCACCCACUGUAGAGCUCAGCUUCAAAGAAUAUAGCUGAGAAAAAAACAUGAAGGCAGGAGGAGGACCAGUUGUUAAGUUUACUGAAGCCUCGAAACCGAUCCCGAAAAUCAAGGCGAGCAGAGUACUCGCUGUUCUAGACUUCACUCUUCGAGUCGUUGCAGUCCUCGGAACAUUAGCUAGUGCCAUAGCUAUGGGAACUAGCAGGGAAACACUUCCCUUCGCCACGCGGUUUAUUCGCUUCAGGGCUCGGUACAAGGAUCUUCCCACGUUAACGUUCUUUGUGAUGACCAAUUCAAUCGUAUGUGCCUACCUUGUGCUUUCCCUUCCUGUAUCUAUUGUCCAUAUCAUCUGGACUGCAGCAGUAAACAGUAGGAUCAUCUUGAUCAUCUCGGACACGGUGAUGAUGGGGCUUGUUACUGCCGGAGCUUCAGCAGCUACAGCCAUAGUGUACCUGGCGCACUACGGGAACCCCAGCACCAACUGGUUCGCAUUCUGUCAGCAGUUCAACAGCUUCUGUGGGCGCAUUUCGGGGUCUCUCAUUGGCUCCUUCAUUGCCAUAACUGUACUUCUACUGCUAAUCAUCAUGUCAUCGGUGGCAAUUUCUCGACGCUGAUGUGCUGCAAGCAACUGUUGGCGAUGAAUGCCAUCUAUUCGUGGGAAUACAAAUAUAUGGAUUUGCAAGUGUGUUACGUACCUUGUGUAAAUUUAAUUAAACUGUAAACCAUA
Molecule: messenger RNA, 1877 nt
Organism: Malus domestica (apple)
Lineage: Eukaryota; Viridiplantae; Streptophyta; Magnoliopsida; Rosales; Rosaceae
Product: casparian strip membrane protein 1
Source: RefSeq, a predicted model, not a curated record